CUGCCGCGAGCUCUAUGUAUCCCGGAUGUACACAACAAAUACUUAACAAGUAUGGAAGAACGGGUUGUGCUGCGACAGAUAAUUUAGUUUGCUGUAUGUAUACAAAUGUUUAUAUUGCAUUUAAAUGCGUAGAGUAGGCUACCUUGGAGUAAAUAAGACACUUGAGUGUUUUCCAGCAUGUUUCUAAAUCCGUACUUCACUGCAUGUUUGACUGUAAGCUCUAAACGCAGCAUAGGCAGUGCCAUACAGCUGUCGCGAUUUACAUUCAUUCGCUGCAUAACUAAAUACACAAAGAUAUCUACGAUGAAGAGGAGAAAACCAGGGAGUGGACAGCCACCCGCGUCCCCGCCGCUGAGCCCGGAGCAGUUGGACCGGAUCGAGAGGAACAGGAAAGUCGCUCUCCAGCGGCUGGCUGCCCGCAACGUACCGCCCGGAUUCGGGGAGAGCUGGCGGACGGCGCUGGAUGAAGAGUUUGGAAAGCCUUAUUUUACAAAGCUAAUGAGUUUUGUUACGGAGGAAAGGAAGCGACACACUGUCUACCCUCCUGUUCAUCAGGUGUUCUCCUGGACUCAGAUGUGCCCUAUCCACGACGUGAAGGUGGUGAUAUUUGGGCAGGACCCAUACCAUGGCCCAGGUCAAGCUCAUGGCCUGUCCUUCAGCGUACAGAGACCCACCCUACCCCCACCCAGUUUGGAGAAUGUGUUCAGAGAGCUGAUGGAGGAUGUGGAAGGUUUCCAGCACCCCGGACACGGAGACCUGACUGGCUGGGCACAGCAAGGGGUCCUGUUGCUGAACGCGGUCCUCACGGUCCGAGCGCACCAGCCGAACUCCCACCUGGACCGCGGCUGGGAGACCUUCACCGACGCCGUGGUCACCUGGCUCAGUGCCAACUUAGACGGCCUUGUCUUCCUCCUCUGGGGAGGCCACGCCCAAAGGAAGGGCGUGGUCAUUGACCGGAAGCGGCAUCAUGUCCUGCAGACAGCGCACCCCUCCCCUCUGUCUGUGCACCGCGGUUUCUUCGGCUGCAGGCACUUCUCUAAAACCAACGGCCUGCUGGGAAAAUCGGGGAAGACCCCAAUCGACUGGACCGCACUCGGACCGCAGGAUAGCAACGCUGUGUCCCCCUCGUCCUGACCCCAGUCUGACCACAUUGACCUUGGCUUGACCACACCAUGACAAAGCUUCAUUAACCCCGUAAUGGGCAGAGCUAGGCAUUACUGUCUCUCACUUACUCAUAUGAACCGUCAAAGUGCCAUUUCACUUUAUAGCAAAGCUAUGACUGGCUGAAAUUAAUGACAGAUGGCAGCUCCUGUCUCUCGCGCAGAACAUCUGUGAAGCUGUAUCUCGCAGUCCAGUCACACAACACCUUCUGUCAGACCAAGGGCUCUUUCCAUUCGCUUAUUGUACCUCCUUGCGUCCUUUCCUUGCAUCCUUUCCUCGCUUCCUUAGCUCCAACAAACGGAGGAUGCAAGGAAAGGACCUGAGGAAAGGGCGAGAGGACAGAGAAAUCGUGGAAAAGUGUAUUAGGUAAAUGGAUCGUCCUUUUUCAGUGAAGCUUCAGGUUGAAGCCACAUCAGUUAAAGAUGUUGGAGGGGGAAGGGGUGAGGUGGAUCCACAGGUCCAUCAUUUAUACAUUGCGCGUUCUGCAAAGGAUGUGCUCAUGUUUCCUUACUCAAACAUCCUUUGUGAGCCUCCCAGCUCCUCGCUCCUAGCUCCUUCAAGGAGCAUUAACUGGCUGGAAUGUCUUUAAAGAUGGCGGACCUCGAUCUAUUUCCCGGGUCAGUUUGAGGAGACGAGGACGGAUACAAUAAGCGAUUGGAAUGAGCCCUCAGACUUUCAGCCCAGACGUUUCAGCCCAGAAGAAGUGGAGCUUCUUCUCCAUUUUUAUUUUUUCAGUUUUGUGCUAACGGAAGGAAAUCACUAUUUACAACUGAGUCUAAACAGAAAUAGCCAUGAUAAGCAUUUUGAUUUGAUGUGCAUGUUACGCAUGGGACUUUAGCUGGGAGCCGUAGAAGGUAACUCACCAGGACUGACAUUGCCAUGUUAACAGCAUCAUACAUUUGUACAAUCCUUUAUUGCAGUGAAAUCUGAUCAUUUUGUUUGUUUAACUGGCAAGAAUGGUUUGAUUACUUUUUCCGUAUUCUGUGUAUAUAUGUCUUAUAAAGUUUGGAUAUUGUUGAAAAUAAAUAUUCUUUUCUUAUA
Molecule: messenger RNA, 2202 nt
Organism: Anguilla anguilla (European eel)
Lineage: Eukaryota; Metazoa; Chordata; Actinopteri; Anguilliformes; Anguillidae
Gene: ungb
Product: uracil DNA glycosylase b
Exons: 6
Coding region: 178-1134 (318 amino acids)
Biological process (GO): base-excision repair, AP site formation via deaminated base removal; base-excision repair
Cellular component (GO): nucleus; mitochondrion
Molecular function (GO): uracil DNA N-glycosylase activity
Source: RefSeq, a predicted model, not a curated record